UCCACACACAAGCCUUGUCUCUUGCUGUGCAGGUGCCACAGCGGAAGCUCUUCAGUGAGGUAUCGUGGGAAGGAAUUUUGGGACAGAUCAUGGAAGCUGGAAAUCAAAAGGGAAAAAAGGUUAAAGAGGUGCCUAUGUAUUACGAGGUGAUAGAGGCAGCCAAAGCCAUUCUGGAUAGUGGAGAGCAGCUUCCUGUAACACUGAUUGGAAAACUAUUGAAAUUUCAGCUGCUUUGCAUCAAACAGAAGGACCUGCAGAGAAGAGCAGCUGAAAAGAAGGCAGCAGAAGAGCGAGAGAAGGAGAAAGAAAAAGACAAAGGGAAAGCUAAACCUCCUGGCAAGAAGGAAAAGCCACCCAGUACCAAAUCUGCAGGAAAAGGAGGGAAGGGAAAGAAAGCUGAAGCAGUACCAACAGCAACUACUAUUAAAAAGGACACCACACUAAAGCGACGUGGAGAAGAGGAGGAGGAUGACAAAUAUUUGGAUGAUGAACCAGAUGAUGGUGCCCAAUAUUACUUCAUAAUUUGGGGUUUCCACAACCCUCAGUUACUACCUGUUCUGUCUGAGCUUGGGGUCAGUAUCUCUAAUGUAAUUAAGAUUUCUUCUGAAAAUUACGAGCCAUUGCAGACAUAUUUGGGAGCAGCUAAACUGCAAGAAUCAUCAUUACUUACACCUGAAGUUGUAGAAGCUGAAAAAAGGAAGAAAGCUAAAGCUAUCAAAGAUUUGGAAAUGUUCUGGAAAUACUUGGAGCCAAUUCUGAACAGUGGGAAACAUGGAUCAACUCUCUUUGAUGUUGCCAGACUUCAUCACAUAGUAAAGGAAAAUACCUUUCCCCCAGACUGGACUAAUAGUGACAUGAUGCUUUCAUUUGGAACUGUGCUAUUUGAAAGCAUUGCUUGUUUGAUGUAUGACUGUCUGGACUGGAAAAGACAACAUCAGCACUACUUGGAAAACACCAACUUUAUUAAUGUCCCUGUAAUAACAAAGAACAAACAGGCACAUCCAGCUUCUCCCACUAUCCCUUCAAAGAAGAAAGUACAAACAGAAGAAAUUCUAGUACCAGCAAUUCUACCACAGGAGGAAGAAGUUUCUUUUCUGCCUCCUUAUGUGGACAUGAGGUAUUACAAUGAUCUGCUAAGUCAGAUUCCUGAAGAAUUCAUUUCUGCUCCUUUAAUAAUGAACUGCAUGUUGGAACAGGUCGUUGCAACUGAAGAAGGUCUUACACCACCAAGUCUGGUGGUCCCAGAACCACGAGCAGAUGGGCUGGAUCAUAGCCUUGCAGAGCAUAUAGUCUCAAUCCUUCCCUCUCUUUCCCUCUCUGAGAGUGAAAAAAAGAAUCUCUACAACUCCUUUUUCCCUAAUGACAAUGAAGAAAAGACUGUGGUCCCCAAAUGGCCUCUUCUAUUAAACUAUCAUGAUAUUUUGUCUCAGAGGCUACACCUGCUAAAGGUCCAAGGGGGCUUAAACCCAGAAAAGAUUGAACAGAAUAUGAUGGACAAGCUGCCACUGGUGGAACUUCUUCAAUUCCCCCUUCCUCCACCUGGAAACAACACUAAACGCUUGGCCAGAGUUCAUGAGCUCAUGCAUUAUUGUACCAGUGAACUCUUGAGUUGGGCUGAAGUAGAAAGAGCCUUCAAAGUGUUUACUUUUGAAAGCCUGCGGCUGGCUGGGGUGGAUGAUUCUGGCCUCCUGGAGGGCUCAGGGUUGAUGCUUGGAGGUGAUUAUGAAGUAUCUUAUAUUCCAUGGGAUAAUCCGGCCAGGUUUGCAAGACAUCUGAGACAUCUAUCGAUGGUGGAAAACCUGUUUGAUGAGAAAACUCCCAAUGGCUCAGUGCAUAUAGAAAAGAAUGAGAAAUGUGGAGGAGACGGUCUGACUGAUCCUCUUGUAAACAAAAGGUAUGGCCCGGAGACAGAUUUAGUGGAAAUACAAAAGACUCAGCAGCGGCAUUUGACAGACUGGAGUUUUGCUGAACAUUAUGAGCCACGUCUUCUUCUUCAGGUUUUACACAAUGCAACCCAACAAUACAGGUGUAUUGAUUCCUAUUACCACACCCAAGAUAACUCUCUGCUUAUAGUCCUUCACAAUCCAAUGAACCAACACCGUCAGUGCAAGGAAUCCUGGGAUAUUGCAAUGCACUCUGAUGUUGGAUUCAGAAACUAUCUGGAGCUGGUGGCCAACUCAAUUGAAGACUGGGUGACAAAAGAAGAAACCAAAUAUCAGGAAGAAAAAAUGGCUAAGGAACUGGAGAGCCUUAAACUAGCUAAAGGCAUGACAGAGAGACCUCCUGAAGAUAAACCUUGUGCCUCCACUAGCAAAAAAGCUGCAUCUCCUAACAAAACAAAAAGCAGUACAUCAAGACCGGACAGUAAAGCAGAGGUUACACCGGAACUUCCAGAAAAAAAUCCUUUUGUCAGAGAAGGCUCCCUCAAGGCUUGGAAGGAAGAGCAUGAUCGACUACUAGAGGAAGAACGACUAAGGGAAGAAAAGAAAGCCGAGAAGAAAGAUAAGUCAGGUGGUAAAAAGAAAGGACAGAGCAAGGAGAUACCAGUGCCUGAUGACAGCAAGGGGUCCAAGACAAAAUCUUCCAAGGAGAAGUCUAAAGAUGAGACAGCAAAAACCCCUGAACUUGAGGAGCAUAGUACCCCAGCACUACCCUCUGAGAAAGUUUAUGAGUUUCUUGGCUACAAUGUGGGGGAGGAUCUCAUUCAAGUCUCAGGGACCAGUCAAUAUCUUUUCCCCACUGAUGGAGGACAGAUCCAAGCAGAAAAGAUAAAAUUUGAAAAGGGGAUAACUCUGGUAAAAAUGAAGGUGGUAAAGGAUCGCCACAGUUUCUUCAUUCAUAUCACAGACCCCAAGAAAAGCUUGAAAGAAAGUGAAGGACAAGAAAUGAGCAACUGUUUGGAAGGGCAGCAGAGUGAGCCAGGAAAAUUAAUAAAUCAAAAGAAAGCUGUGAGCAAGUUUGGAUCUUUUUCAGCCACUUUGGAAAAUGGAAUCCAGCUAUCCUUGAGCUACUAUGGAGCUACAGGAAAAGCAGCAGAUGAUACAGACCCUAAUUUAGCAACAAUUCUGAAUAUCCCCUCCGUACAUAUUCCAACUGUUGCUCCUGCUCCUAUUGCUGCUUCCACUUCUUCAGGAAAAAGCAACAAGUCACUGAAACAAAAAUCAGCAAAAUCUCUGCAGUCUGCCAAAGGGAGCCAUAUCAAGUUAAUCACUCCACCACCGGAAGAGUCUCCAAAGCAAGAAGAGAAAAAGGUAGAAAUAGAACCACCAACACCUGAAACACAAGUGGUGCCAGAUGUCCCUGUUUUCCAGACUUUGAAUGCCUCCUGCCCCAAUGGGCUGGUAUUGACUUUCGUUGGUCAAAAUUCUAUAGAUUUGAAAGCUGGGUCUAAGGAAGCUGAAGCUAAGGCAGAUGAAGCCAACAAAAGUGAAACCAAGGCAGAUGAGGCCAAGGAAGAUGAGGCCAAGGCAGAAAAAGCCAAGCAACCUACUCUGGAAAUCCUAGUUAGGCAGAGUUAUCCCUUAAGGGUGAAACACUCCCAUCUGUACAAAGCAGUGAAGAAACCAGUAGAACAGGAAGUGUCUAGAGUCAUUACCAGCCAAGGAACUGUCGUAAAGUACAUGAUUGAUGGAUCCACCCAGGUUCUUUUUCCUGAUGGCACGGUGAUCAAGAGUCCCGAUUCUGUUCUAACACCAUCACCUGCAGUUAGUACACGAUCAUCCAUUGUUGAGAAUAGCCUACAGACCCAACCAUUGCCAAAACCAGAGCCUUCUACUGAGAUCAGCACUAAAAAAGGAAAGGGUGGCCACAAAGGUAACACAGCACCAGCAGCCAAGUAUGAGUUGUCUGAAUCUGUUGUUCAGGAACUCCUGCCUACUCUUCUACAACCCGUAGACAACCAGUUAGGCACCUGGAUAACAACCACCCCAUCAGGCAUCCAAGUGGGCACCAAGGGAGCAAACAGAAUGGACCUGAAGCCACUGUUAACUUAUCAGGCAACUGACCCAGUUAAUGGAAUGGUUAUGAUAAUGCGAGAAGACAAGGUGCUAAUGGUUCAGAAAAUGGAUGAUACCAAGAUAGUGGAUCAUGCUGAUGGUACUAGAAUCACCACGUUUUAUCAAGAUUAUGAGGAACCUUUUGUAUCUGAGGAUAAUGAAGAAAUAGGUGAAUCCCCACAAACCAUCAGAAGGAAAGUAAAAUGCAUACGCGUGGAGAAUCCUGACUUUGCUACGGUUAUAACAAACUGUGAAGACAGCACCUGUUGUAUCAUCUUUGGAGAUGGGACAUCUAUUAUAGCAAAGCCACAGGGAACGUAUCAGGUGUUACCCUCCAGUACCGGCUGCCUUUUCAUUGAUGACGAUUGUUCAGCAGUUUAUUCCCAUGAGAUUUUCAAUAAAACUCAGCUUCUCUGUGAGCGUGAGGAGAAACGAGCAGGGAGAUACGUUAUGAAACACACCUCCAAUGUUAUCUGUGAGGUGCUGGAUCCUGAAGGAAACCUUUUCAAGGUCAUGGCUGAUGGCAGCACAUCUGUGUUCAUUCCCAGCAUUGAUUCUGAUGGUGAGGAAGAUGGAUACUUAGUACCAAUACCAAAAGAAGUUCAUACUCCUGUCACAUAUGGUGAACAUGCCCCCAGGUUCUUCAUUGUCUACGCUGAUGGUUCAGGGACUGAACUCCUUCGGAACAGUGACAUAGAAGAAUACCUUGCUUUGGCAUAUGGUGAUCCAGCUACUGCAGUCUUGCAGGAGCCAGUACAAGAAUGUCCAGGUGUUCUAAGUAUUACUGUUCUCCGUCCAUUGACUGAAACUUCUCCCUGGGUAAUGAAGAGAGAAUCAUCCAAUAUUGUUCCUCCUAGCCUCCAGUCCAGGAACUGGGAUACAUUUCCUCCAUUUGAGAGGAAGAUUCCAGGUCCACCAUUUGGCACACAUAUUUGGAAAGGUCUGUGCAUAGGAUCCAAAGAGCUGACUGGCUCUCCAGCACCUGUACUAAAAUGCCCUAAUGUGCUACAAAUCCGUCAGCUGAUCCAGUAUGAGCCAAUCAGUGAUGAGCUGAGACUGAAGCUGCAGCUGUCCCUCAAGGAAUACAUAGAUUACAUCCUGAAGCAGGAAGAUGAGAUGCAAGAGAUGACCAUUAAAGAACCAAGAACAGAGGAAGAGAAGGGUAAUGCUGCUGACCUCCUCAAACUGGUUAUGUCUUUCCCUAACUUGGAGAAAUCAUCUGAAGAUCUCAACACUAGAGCUCAGAUAGUUGAGUUAUAUGAGCAGGCUGUGGAUUCUCAGCUCCAAAGUCCACCAAGGAAGACAGUAUCAAAGCAAACUGAAGACUACUGGCAGAGUUUCAGGCAGGAACUUGAUGAAGGAAGGAAGUGCCUAAUAGGAAUAAGAAACAGAAUAAUUCCACCCUAUUUUGAAUCUGAACUCGGCAAGGAAUUUCUCCUGAAAAAGUUCCCUGAUGUGGAUUCACUUUCUAAAGAACUUCCUCCGUUUCCAAAGAAAGAGAGAGAGAAGCCGUCUUUGGAGACAGUCAAAGAGUUUUUUAGGAGUACGUCUGAGCUCAGUGCAGAACCUACAGGUCUGUUUGUCCCAACCAGUGAUUCCCCACACUCACUGAAUCCUCGGACACACUGUCCUUCAGCACAGACUGAAGUUUCCAACAGAGCAGAAGUGGGAACAGCUGUGUGCACAUCUGGGAUACCCUUCCAGUCUCACGCCCAGAGCUUGCUGGUGGAUGCUGCGGAGCAGCCAAGAAAAGAGAAGGUGAAAUUACCAUUAUCAAUCCAGGGGUGCAAGCCAGAAUCUGUACCCAAUGAAAAGGUAGAAGAUCUGGUUGGGGGAAAAGUCAACACAUCUUCUGUUGCAACAGCAACUCAGCAUCUUUGUGGAUUCCAUCUCAUCCCACCUAAAGUGAUAUUUGGGGUGCUGAAGGAGGGUUAUACUUAUGCCGUCACAGUCACUCUGAAAAAUGUUGGAGUGGAUUUCAUAAGGUUUCGGGUGAAGCAGCCACCUCCCAGCACAGGACUGAGAGUGAUUUACACACCAGGGCCUGUAGCAGCCGGGUUGCAGGCUGAACUGGAGAUCGAGAUUUAUGCCAUGGCAAUUGGAGUAGAAGGUACCGAGGGUUCUGGAGAAAUUUCCCACCGUAUUGAAAUUUUAACAGAGAGGGAGACUCUGUUCCUGCCUGUGGAGGCAACAGUGUUAACAGGUGAUAUUUAUGAGCACAGGCCGCAGGGCUACCCUGACGGGGGCCAGGCAGCCACGGUCCGGCUGGUUUCUACAAGUCCCAUCCCCAGGUUCAGGAUUAUACUACCCCACAAACUUCCUGGAUAACAUCAGUCCAGGAGGGGCGACAGCAAAAGCAGCAGAAGUGAAAGACUGAGAUUUUAGUCCAGCAUUAUUGUAUAAAUAUUAUCCCAGUAAAUGUACUGACCAAAUCAAUUCACACCAACUUGAUUAUUAAAUGAUUGUUUC
This is a messenger RNA of Malaclemys terrapin pileata, 6464 nucleotides long. RefSeq names its product sperm associated antigen 17 (gene SPAG17). Bases 90 to 6323 code for a protein of 2077 amino acids. Lineage: Eukaryota; Metazoa; Chordata; Testudines; Emydidae. The transcript is spliced from 46 exons. The record is from RefSeq and is a predicted model, not a curated record. Gene Ontology annotation, biological process: axonemal central apparatus assembly; epithelial cilium movement involved in extracellular fluid movement. Gene Ontology annotation, cellular component: axonemal central apparatus.